Messenger RNA from Meloidogyne enterolobii, 629 nucleotides. NCBI's taxonomy places the organism in Eukaryota, Metazoa, Nematoda, Chromadorea, Rhabditida, Meloidogynidae. The record is from the annotation of a GenBank genome assembly.
AUGCAUGGGGAUGACAUGUCUGGAAAUGCUUAUAACAUUGCUAUCUUCACUAAAAAUGGUAAAAAGACGGAAGGGCCAUUUGUUCCAGCAUUUUCAAAGCGUAGCGAAUUGGACGGAAAAUAUAUUUUUGAACCUGGAACUACGUUUGAAUUUUUUAUUUUUUAAAGGGCCGGCUCCAAAAGGGGUCGAGUCAUAUAUCAUUCGAUUCGGCUUACAGUGAGCUGUCGAAUGGUACAACUCAUAGGUGAGGGAAUGGCUUGAAGUUUUGAAUAGAUUGAAGGAGAUUUGAGGGGGUUAGGUAUGGAUAAGGGGAUUAAGAGGACAGGAAUACUGGAGGACCUGAGGGAGUAACAAGGGAUACUGGGGAUUGAGUGGAUUUUAGGGAAUUUGUUGAUUAAGUAGUGUUAAGGGGAUUAAGAGGAAUGAGGGAUACAAGAGUAUUUGUGAGAGCUUAUAGAUGUAUAAUUGAUACAAAACGGAUUUGAGGGAUUAAGUAGGGAUAAUGGGGAUUAAGUUGAUUUGUUGAUUAAGUAGUGUUAAGGGGAUUAAGAGGGAUGAGGGAUACAAAAGAGGAUUUGGAGAGAUUAGGAGUGUAUAAUGGAGAUUAAGUGGAUUAAGUAAGGAUAAUG